UCCCUAGACAGCUUCUACGUUCCAGCACUGGCAUCCGGGCUGCCGAAGGACGAUGAAGGCAGCAACGCCCCGCAAACCGAUUGCUCUCUGCCAUGUCCGCAGUGCCAUGAAAUCCUGCAGGGUUUUCAGGCACUGAAGGACCACCUCGAAACCGUGCAUUCCAUGAUCAAGCAGGAGAACGACGGGGGAAGUGGUUCGGCAACACCUUCGCCGCCCCUCUCCGCCUUCUACCACCAGCAGUCGUCGUUUCAGCCAAUCCACGGCACCGCUUCGCUGCCCUCGCCACCUGCCUCUUCAUCGGCGCUAGAAGGCGGUGGCGGUAGUAGCUGUAUGGAAGCCGCCUCCCUGGCGGCAGUGGUCAUGAACGGCAGGAGUAGUAGUAACAGCAACAGCAGUAGCAGCAGCCACAGCAGCAGUAUCAGUUGUAGUAGUAGUAGAAGCACCUCAGCAGGUGGUGGCCUCGGUGCCGCCGCAAUUGCCGACGAAGGUGGGCGGUCUAUUAGUCCAACCUACAGCAAUAGCAGCAGUAUUGGCGGGGGGAGUAACAGCGGGGUGGGCGGUGGAAGCCACAACGCUGGAGAACCCUACGCAUGCUUACAAUGCUCCGCCUCAUUCCCGAAUCGUGACUUACUUGAGAAACAUGAGUUGAUGCAUGUACCUAAUGCUUUAGUGAUUUGUAAAGUUUGCCACAAGCAGUUCGCGAACGUGUACCGGCUGCAGCGCCACAUGAUCUCCCACGACGAAUCGACGCUGCUGCGGAAGUUCAAAUGCACCGACUGUGAUAAGGCGUUUAAGUUCAAGCAUCACCUAAAGGAGCACGUGCGCAUCCACUCGGGCGAGAAGCCUUUCGGGUGCAACAACUGCGGCAAACGAUUUUCCCACUCCGGUUCCUACUCCAGCCACAUGACCUCGAAGAAAUGCAUCAGCAUGGGACUGAAGCUGAAUAACAACAGCGCGUCUGUUACGAAUAACAAUAACAACAACAGCGGAAGUCCCAAGUCAUCAUCAGACAAAAGCAGCCAUCGGAGGAUGGCAUCCGGAAUGCUUCCCGGAGGAAGUCCAACGGGUGCCGGCAUCGGUAGCAGCAAUGCAGUGAGCGACCAGCCUCCAAAUGCCAACCCAUUCCUGCCGAUGCUCCCGAAAUAUCCACCGAACUACGAAGCCAUGAACGCCGCUUUCUUGGCCUCCUUCCACAACCCAUUCUACCCUAUGGCGGCGCUCAAUUCCGGCAACCCCGCCUUCAACCCUUACAGUAUACAGCGUCUCCUAGAACUGUCAGCAGCAGGUGCCGCCAAUGGCAGCACUCCGGAAUCUAUGGAAUCCCUGCUCCUGAAAACCCAACAACAGUUCACAGCAGAUCUCAUCGGUCAACGGCAUCACAGCUCCAAAUCCCCUGUGCCUGAUUCCGAUGUAGAAGACAUGAUCGAAGACGUCGCUGACGACGGCAACGAAGAGGAAGAACCCAAGCUGGUGAUGGACGUUGACGACGAAGACGACGACGAUGAUCAAGAUAUUCCCAACGAAGAAUCCGCUAAGAAACAAAUCAAGGUGGAUGAUGAUGAAGAGAAUGAAAUCUCACCUAUCGAUCGGCAUUACUCGCAACCCUCACCGGCAAGAAUCGAACAGCAACGACAGCAAACUCCCGACAGAAGCAGUUUCAACAACAUUCUCGACGAUAUGAAGCAAAAGAUCCUGGAUGUUGCACACCGCAUUUCUGUUGGAGACCAACUAGCAACCCAGCGAUCACCGACUCCGAAAACGACUGAAACCAUCAAGGUAGAGCGUCCUGAAACCGCUUCUCCGGAACUUAACAUCGACACGGACGCUCGCAGUCCAAGUCCUGUUGCCGCACCUUCCCCGGUGAUGCAUCACAUCAAAACCGAACUCAAAGAUCAAGACGACACAGAGAAGGAAACCGGCCGAAAAACUCCAAUACUCCAGUGUCAGCACUGCAACGCAACCUUCAACCACCAGGUGGAAUUGGCUCAACACGAGCAAGUCCUCUGUCAAGCGCUAGCUAUCCAAAAGCAGAUGGCAGCAGCUGCUGCCGCCGCUGCAGCCGCCAACACCUACCUUCCACUCAAUAGCAGCAGCGAAGAUGACGGCGAUUUCGAUAACCACAAAAUGACCACGGAACGAAGCAACGGGAAGGUUCGAGUUCGCACAGCCAUAUCCGAGGAACAGCAGAACGAGCUGAAAAAGUAUUACGCCCUGAACAACAAACCCAACCGGGAGGAGUUCCAACUGAUUGCCAAGCGAGUCGGAAUGGAAGCACGGGUUGUUCAGGUUUGGUUCCAGAACAAUCGAUCCCGGGAACGAAAAAUGGGAAAUUUCUCCUCUAUUCAGCGUGCUCAAAUAACUCCGGAAGCUAUGACCCACACCCAAAUGUUCCCCAGUGAAUCAUCUCAGCCAACCGAGGGCACCACGGAACAACCGCUAGAUCUCUCGUUAAAGAAAACCGACUCCACUCCUUCAAGCUCCCCUCGGUACGGUGUCGCACCUCUCUCCCAGCCGGAAACCGCAGCUUUGCUGGACGAAGCUAUGAACCUAAGCGUAAAGUCAUCCCGCAGUUCAUCCCCCUACAAGGGAGUCUAUCCGUACACCCAGUUCUCGACCGAGAUGCUGAUCCGCCAAACGCCUUCUCCCAACGAAGCCCCCAGACUCCAACCACAGCAGCAACAAGUCCGACAACCUCCAGCCAUGCCUAGCUUCCCACCGCAACUGCCCCCUACAGUCCCAACGAGCUUUGUUGGCAUGGAUCGCAUCCUGCAGCAAUUCUCUCCGGACAUUGGCCGGGGUCCAUCGGCACGCGCCGACAGCCUCAGCCCAAGCUCUGAAAAGCAGCGAGCCUGGCGGGAGCUGGAACACUACGAAGCCGCUGUCAAGUUGCACCAACGCGGAGGCGGCGGUCAAUCGCCCUACGACGACCAGAAGCUGCUGCAGAUGCAGUCGAUGCUGAGCGUCCCGAAGCGGCUGCUCUACUCGACCGCUAACAACAGCAAGGAGCUACCGGAUGCCGAGGGUCAGUACGUGUGCGACCAGUGCGACAAGUCCUUCUCCAAGCACAGCUCCCUGCAGAGGCACAAAUACGAACAUUCAGGCCAGCGCCCGUACAAAUGCGUCGAUUGUCCGAAGGCGUUCAAGCACAAGCACCAUCUGACCGAGCACAAGCGGUUGCACAGCGGCGAGAAGCCUUUCCAGUGCUGCAAGUGCCUGAAGCGGUUCUCCCACUCCGGCUCCUACAGCCAGCACAUGAACCACCGCUACUCGUACUGCAAACCCUACAGGGACGGUAAAUAAGACGAGGACCAGGGACGGGAGGUUCCGUCCCCUGCUGGUGCUUCCAUCGGCGGCUUCCAUCACCAUCCAUCCCAGCACCAUCAGCAUCAGCAGCAGCCUCCGAGCAGACCUGGACGUCGUGGUCGGCGACCAGCAGCAGUAGCCGCUGGACCGGUUAUGGGUGGCCUCGUAGGCUAUCCGGUUGGGCCACCACCUCCGCCCCCACCGCCUCCUCCACCACCGCCAUCGAUGAUGAGGAUGGGUGCUGGUGCUGGUGGGGCACUAACGCCGCCCAAUCUAGUGUCACCGUUCCAGCCCACAGCCCUACCACCCGUUUCGUACUUCGAUCGACGCCUCCUGGUCGAUAGCUAUCUUAACACCAGCUUCAUGAGCUAUGGCGGCGGAAUCGGCGGAGUGCACUGAAACAAAUACACUGUAGACAAAUUGAUAAACAACAGUUGGUGUUAAUAAUUGGUUAACAUUUUUUUUUAUUGUUUUUCGGCUGAAUGCUAACAAAACGAGAAAAACUAAAUCAACGAAUAAUCGUACUUAAAAUCGAAAUUAUACCACUCACACACAAUUUGUCAGUGAAUUAAUCCCAGUUAUAUUGAUGGUCAAAUUUUGUUUUUUCAAAGCCAACUGACUCUUGGUAAGAAACAAAAACUUGAAAUACAAUUUAUGCAUUUAGCUAAAUUAACUUGGAUCGAGAACCUUGUACCAAUUUCAAAUGAAAAAAAAAACAUUAAAGAACACACAAAAACAACUCUUAAUAAUGUAACUCGAAUCUCAUUCCCUUUCGCUAAUAUUAAUUUGUGUCUAGUUCUAUACUAAUUAUAGGAUUUAAUCUGUUACGGAAUUAUCAGAUUAUACUUAUUUUUCUAUAGUACUCGUUAAGUGCCCCUAGUGUAAGGAACCCCUGCUCAAGGACAUUGUUGCAAUGUUCUCGCGCAUACCUGUAGAAUACUCACACGUGAAUUAUGUUGCCAAUAAUGAAUAAAAUUAUACCAAAGCAAAAGGCGUUUUACACGCAAGUUAAAAAACAAAAGAAUCAAACUCGAGAAUUUUCACACACACACUCAAAAAAAGGCUGGGUUUAGCAAUUUUGUUUUCAUUGUUUAUUUUAAUAUCUUUCUUAUUAUUUUUUUCCAUUUGACAAAACUAUAUUUUAGUAAACUACAAAAAAUGAACAGAGAAAAUAUAUACGCAUUUUGGACCACACGGUGUUAACAAGACAAUACAAUAAAUAAUAAAUUUAACCUUCCAACAACAAAAAAUCAAAGAAUACAAAACAACUUACUAUGUAUAAUGAUAACCAAACCAAACCAAUUUCACGUUUUUUGAUAACGCAAAUCUAAAAUCUUCCUCUCCCCCCUAAACGCUUUCUUCCUAAAUUGUAAUACUCUUUCGAUAACAAACUCAACAAUGAGAAGAAUAAAAACUAAUGGAACUUACCAAGUAAACAUGACUCUCGACAAAGUUUAAUGUCCUACCCGAAAUCGGAAAAACUAGAAAUUUUGGCAUUGGUCCGGUGUGUCACGUUCACGCGAAAAUCUUCGACUUUAAAAAGGUUUCAACACUUCGGUUUUCCGGAAGGCGUUAACAUCAUUCAAAGCAAAAUUUCUCGACAAACGUUCUGAUUUUCUGGGGAGGACAAGCAUCAAGUAAGCUACUCAGAACCGUGUGAAAACUACAACAAAAUACAUAUUUCUCUUCUCUGAUAAAAAAAAAAUACUACGCCAAACGACGAAGAUGUUUGUUUCUGUAAAUAUCUGCGCAUAUAUGCAAACAAAAUCAACAACACACUUAGGCUUAAAUGAAAAAGUAAAUAAUAACGAAGAAAAACGAACAACACAAAAGCUCUAAACUUAACUACUGUAUAGUAUAACAUUAAGCUGUAUUAUACAUUUGUAAGAAGUACUGCUCGAGAGAGUACGAUAAGAUGCAGAUUGAAGUUAAGGUAAAAUAUUGUUUUUUUUUUGACGAAGAGAAAGCAUACUAAAUAUAUAAAUGUAAAUGAAGAUGGUGAGAUAAGUAAUACAUCGAGUUAUAUUGUAAUCGUUUUUUACAACAUUGCAACAAAGGAAUAACUAAAAGAAAAAACAAGGAAUAGCAACAACGAAAACUGUUGAUUUAGUAAAAAACAAAAGAAACAAAAACAAAGAAAAACGUAUUGAUCCCUGGCGGCUGGUCUACCGCGGGAUUGCUCCCGUGAGUUGUUUUCAGCCGUUUUGUGGACGUAAAACAAGUGUCUUUUCAAUUAACAUUAACUUGACUUGCUAUUUUUAUUAUUAACUACCGAAUAUUAUUAUUGAGCAUUAUUUAGUUAUUGAAUUCGACUUAAGAAAAAGCAUAAUGCAUUAAAAAAAUAUUGAAUGAAAAGUGCGCAGAAAAAAAAACUUAUAUUUAAUGAAUGAAAAUACUGUUAAAUAUUUCUACGAAUUAACAUAAAUUUAAAGCAUUAAAGUAAAACACUCAAAGAAGCAAACAAAAAUCAGCAGAAAACUUAAAAACAGAUAACCAUUCCAGUAAACGAAAAGAGAGGAAAAAAAAAGCUGAAAACGAAGUUUUGGCAUAGAAGCUGAAUCUUGGGCAUAUUGGAAAUCGUAAAGGGUUUUUGAAAAAAAAUGCAUCUUAACUAAACUAAAACUGAGAGAAGUCGUAACUAAGCAAAAUAAUUUAGACAAAUUAACCUGGAGGAAAACCGUUCGCUGCAUUUCUAUGCGAAUAGUCGGCAAAACUUGUUACCAGACAAUAAUCUACAAAUUAAACAAACAAAAAAUCAAGAGAAUUCAAGGAAAGAGAAAAUAACGAACUUUCGAACCGAACAAGCACAUGUUCACGCACAGCAACUCCGACACGUGACGAAUGCUAACGAACCACAGUAUAAACCGGAAGCGAAACAAACGCUUAACAUUUUCAUCAAGCGUUUCGCUGUUGUUUUUCCGUUGCGCUUCCAGUACUCACCACGUGGUGUCGCCACGUGCUUUUCGAGGAAGACGAAACUGCACCCCUAUUAGAAAACGUUACGGAAUGGAAAAAACAGCCAAAAAAAAUUCUCGCACGCAAGCUAUGCCUUAUUUUUCUCGUACGAAAGAAGAUUUUGCUCAAAGGAAAAUUUUCCUUUUCUCUGUUAGUUCCCCAUUACUAUACAUAACAAACAAACGAACAAGCAGCGCAGGUUUCCAAGACAACGAACUGCCCUCAGCGCUCUUUUUUCUUCCUUCAUCAGCACCCAUACUCGGUGUUCGUGAUGUACAUGUUAACGUUCUUUUGCCAACACAAACUCUCUUACGUUAGCCGUUUAGGAAUUUGUACAGUUUUACGUUUAAGUUCCUUCCUCUUCCCUCCGUAAUCCCAUAUAUGACUUAUUAUUCUUUACUUUGUACAAAUCAAUUUUGAAACCCCCCGAAAAGCUAGCAAUCCAAAGAAAAACUAAAACAGACGCGCUUAGUUUAAAAAAACCAAAUUUUGAUACUUUGUUUCGAAGUUCAAACUGUACAGUCACAAACGGAAAGAGCCGAUCUGAAAGGUAGACCAUACCAAAGUCAAACACAAAACCACAUACGGAACCGCGGCAAAACUGCCCCCAAUUACUUCAUUGAUUUUACAUUGGAGUAGGGGAUGUUGUUGGUUUCGGUUUUUGUCUUUAAUCUAGAUUCUAAAACCAAUACUGUGUAGUGUUAAUAAAUUUUGUUAAGGUUAUUUAGCGAGGAACCCCUGCUGAAAAGUGGACAUUUUCUAAGUUCUGGCCUUUGCCCCCACAUCCGGGUUGGCCAACGAACGCCCCCUCCUCUCACGUUAACGAUUGUAUUAAAUUUAUAAAGAGUUUUUAUUAUUUUAUUCUUCCAAUUAAAAUUUAUUUCGCCAUACAAAACAACACGUACUGUGUGUAUGUGAGCGCAGUGCCAAUUGGUGCCAAAAAAUUACAGCGAAAAUUUUAUCUUCCUAACAGCAAUGCAAUUUCGAUAUGUUCACAGCUUUCCGGAAAGUCAAAACCAACAGAAAACUUAACCUGGAGUUAAAAACAUCAAACAAACGAAAAAAAAACAAAGCUGAAUAAUAAAGCCAAAACAACCAAAAGCACACAGCAGACAAGCAAAGUUCAUGUGUUUUAUGGAUUAGCGAAUAAUCAAUGGCAAGUGUAACACUCUGGAAUAAUCAAAAUACACACAAUACCUACAUUAAAAAAUGCAACAGACACACAGACACUCUAUCUUUCACAAAGCAAAGUAGGAGAAGAAGGGAAUGAAAAUUAUGGUGGAAAAAUACAACAGAAAGUAUGUCUUUAAGUAUAUGAAAAUUUAAAAUAUAUUAUAUAUACAAGAAUAAAAAUAAUUAUAAAAAAUUAAA
Uranotaenia lowii is the source of this 7629-nucleotide messenger RNA. It is a transcript of the gene zfh1, whose product is annotated as zinc finger protein 1. Gene Ontology annotation, biological process: regulation of transcription by RNA polymerase II; anatomical structure development. The transcript is spliced from 5 exons. Bases 163 to 3300 code for a protein of 1045 amino acids. Lineage: Eukaryota; Metazoa; Arthropoda; Insecta; Diptera; Culicidae. The record is from RefSeq and is a predicted model, not a curated record. Gene Ontology annotation, molecular function: RNA polymerase II cis-regulatory region sequence-specific DNA binding; DNA-binding transcription factor activity, RNA polymerase II-specific.